CCAGACACUUCGACGGGACUCCUGGAUCAUCAUGGAUUUCAUAACGCGUAUAUAAGUGUUGGUCAGACUCUCAAUAUCAAUCACAUCUUCGCUUAAUCAUGUCUCUUUCGCUCAUGUUCUGCGACCCAUCCACUGAGUUCGACAGGCUAUUCGACGAUGCUUUCGACACCCGUUUCCGUCCCUCGCCUGCUAAGGGCAAUGAUACCUUGACUCGUCGUUUCAGUGAAGCGCUGCCCAAGAUGGACCUACACGAGAACGCUGAGACCAAGACAGUAACCGCAGCAUUCGAGCUCCCCGGUCGCAAACCCCAAGAUGUCAAUGUCAACGUCCAUGGGAACCGCCUGAUCAUAUCCGGGGAGUCGACGAAACACUUGGAGAAGCAUGAGAAGGGCAGCUAUGCGGUGCAGGAACGCUCGCAUGGCAAGUUCUCCAGGACCCUUCUGCUCCCUCAGGGAAUCAAGACUGAGGAUAUCCAUGCGAAGAUGGAGAAUGGAGUGCUCACGGUGAGCUUCCCGAGCGCUGGACCAGAUCAGCAACCCCAGCGGAUUGAGAUCGCGUGAAGACUCCAACCCAUAAUUGCCUCAAAUCUGUAUCAUUAACACCAUGUGAAGGUGGAAUAAGGGAUCUUGAAAGAAUCUUGGCGCGUUUGUACAAUAGUUGAUACUCUACCUGUGUUUUUUUUUCGAAUCGAAGUGAUUGAUUUACACUGCA
Suillus paluster is the source of this 711-nucleotide messenger RNA. RefSeq names its product HSP20-like chaperone. Gene Ontology annotation, biological process: response to hydrogen peroxide; protein folding; protein complex oligomerization. The record is from RefSeq and is a predicted model, not a curated record. The transcript has 4 exons. The coding region runs from base 99 to 560 and encodes 153 amino acids. NCBI's taxonomy places the organism in Eukaryota, Fungi, Basidiomycota, Agaricomycetes, Boletales, Suillaceae.